Myripristis murdjan (pinecone soldierfish) is the source of this 6049-nucleotide messenger RNA. RefSeq names its product junction-mediating and -regulatory protein-like. The record is from RefSeq and is a predicted model, not a curated record. The transcript has 10 exons. Gene Ontology annotation, molecular function: transcription coactivator activity; Arp2/3 complex binding; actin binding. Lineage: Eukaryota; Metazoa; Chordata; Actinopteri; Holocentriformes; Holocentridae. Gene Ontology annotation, biological process: 'de novo' actin filament nucleation; intrinsic apoptotic signaling pathway by p53 class mediator; Arp2/3 complex-mediated actin nucleation. The coding region runs from base 383 to 3076 and encodes 897 amino acids. Gene Ontology annotation, cellular component: cytoplasm; nucleus.
CGGAGGGAUCAACCGCCGGACCUGGUAAACAAACGGUCGCAUGAUGUAUAGAUGUGAAUCGUGCGUUGUCAGAAAGCUGAUGAAAAAGCUAAAUGUAAGAGGCAGGGACUGGCAGGAAGACAUUCGAGUAGAAAGCAGGUGGGCCAGAGAUGGGAAACGACACCGCACUGCUCCAAAUCCAUCCGCUUGAGCAAAGGAUAGCCAGUCAGCCAAAAUAUCCUCGGGGAGAAAACGGCAUUUUUCCCAACGUCGUAACUCCGCGGUAACUCAGCGAUAACACGGUAACUCGCAUCGUUUCCACUCCUAAACAAGAGUGCCUACGUAGGUUUGUCGGUGCGACCAGCUACAUUAUUUUUGUCUCAUCACUUUGGAUCCUGCAAGUAUGUCCUUCACAAUGGAGGAUAAUUUGGAGUCGGGGUGGGUAGCCGUUCGCCCGAAUGCGUUUGAAGAAAAGGAAAAACACAAAUUCGUUUUUAUCGUCGCCUGGAAUGAAGUGGAGGGCAAAUUUGCCAUUACGUGUCAUAACAGGACGGUGCAGAGGAGAAGCUUUGGAAGGGACCCUUUGGCGGAGACGACGACGGUGACCCAAGAGGAGGAUAAAACAAAAUGGCCCAAAAGUCCCGUCAAAGAUAAUGCAACCAGCAGGAGCCCUAGCAAAGGAGUGAUGGGAGCUGCAGCUAAAGGCUUCAGCCCCAAAACGAAGUCUCCAUCAGCGACAGCGACGAAAUCAAGCCCUGUGAAAACCCCAGCUGUUAGCAAAGCCCCAGCAUCCCCGGUCAGCCCUGACAGUGAGGUGCUGGACUCAUUGAAAGACGAGCCCGCCUCCUCCACAGUGGACACCGUGGACCUGGAGGAGCUGGACAGUCUGAGCAGAGAGGACUGCAGCUGGGCCGGGCUCUUCUCCUUCCAGGACCUCCGGACUGUCCACCUGCAGCUGUGCUCUGUCAACUCGGACCUGGAGCCCUGCCUCCCGGUCUUCCCUGAGGAGCCGGCGGGGAUGUGGACGGUGCUGUUCGGCUCGGCGGAGGUGUCCGAGACCGAAAUGGACGAGCUCUGCUACAGUUUACAGGUGUACCUGGGCCACGCGCUCGAUACGUGCGGCUGGAAGAUCCUGUCGCAGGUGCUGUUCACGGAAAACGACGACCCGGAUGAAUACUACGAGAGCCUGAGCGAGCUGAGGCAGUCCGGCUACGAGGAGGCUCUCAACCGUGCAAGGAAGCAUCUGCAAGAGUUGCUGGAGAAGCACAGGACCAUGGACAGUAUGGUGGAGCUGUUGGAGGUGUAUGAGGAGGAAGACCGGGCAUAUGGAGGCUUAUUGGAGGCCUCCACACAGCUGUACCAGUACCUGCUGCAGCCCUUCAGAGACAUGAGGGAACUAGCAAUGCUACGUAGACAACAGAUCAAGAUCUCCUUGGAGAAUGACUACUUGGGCCCGCGGCGGAUUGACGCUCUAAAAAAGGAGGACUCUGACUGGCAGAAGAAGGCUCAGGAGGCGGUCCUCAACAUCCAGGAGUUCACUGUCAAAUACUUUGAGAUCACUGCCAGAGCUCAGAAAGGGGUGUAUGAGCAUAUGAAGGUGGAUCAGCGUAAGUUUGGCAAGGCUGCGUGGACCGCAGCGGUGGAACGCAUGGAGAGGCUGCGCUACUCGGUCGCCAAGGAAACCCUCCAGCUCCAGAGAGCCAGAGAGAUCUGUCUGGAGCAGAGGAAGCACACACUGCGGGAGGAGAUGCAGAGUCUGUGUAGCAGUGAGGAUGCAAUGACCCGCUUAGACCACAUGGAGGCGCAGUACUAUGAGCUCCAGCUCCAUCUGUAUGACAUCCAGGCCGAGAUACUACAGUGUGAAGAGCUGCUUCUCACAGCUCAGCUGGACAGCAUACGCAGACAGAUGACAGAGCGUCAGGAUGAAGUGGUGUACUACGACACCUAUGAGAGUCCAGAUGCCAUCCGAGAAGACGAUGCUGCUGAGCGAGAGGAGCUGAGGAGACUUCAGGUCAGUGCGCGACAGCUAGAGGCCAGGAGGGGGCGCAUCACUGCCAAGCGCUCCUAUCUGAGGAACAAGAGGGAGAUCUGUGUGUCCAAUCACACGGCGAAGCAGCAGAAACGUCAAGCUGGCCAGAAGGACGUCACAUCACAGCAGAAGAAUGAGGAAGAGGAAGAUGAAGAGAGGAAGAACAGUCGAGUUAGUCAAGAGAGACAGAAAACUCUUGACAGACUACGCACUUUCAAACAGCGGUACCCAGGUCAGGUGAUCCUGAAGUCUACUCGUCUGCGUGUUGCUCACAGCAGAAGAAGAGAGCGAGGGAGGAGCGGGGAAAUGGGUGGAGGAAGGGAGAGAGAGGAGCGUGUGGACUCUGUUUGUGUCCAGAUGCAGGACCAGCCCGUGUGUCUGAGUACCAGCGUCCAGACAGACCCCAGCCCUAGUUCCACUCUCACCACCCAGCCAGCCGCUGCCCUUACAUCUUCCUUGCCUCCUCUACCUGUGCCCAGUCCCGUCGACUCCUCCUGCUCGCCCUGCUCGCUGCCAUCGCUGCUAGCAUCCCCUAUUUCGCCUCCUCCACCACCUCCCCCUCCGCCUCCUCCUCCGCCCAAGGAGGAGCCGUCACCCUCUGAGAGCCCGGGGCGGCAGAAGGCCGAGGGGAAGGGCCAGGCAGAAGAGCUCUCUCUCUCCCCGCUGGGCCCUUUCAUUCCUCGCUUCUUUGACAGCAGCCAACUGGUGAGCGCCAGGAAGAAGUUAAAGAAGACGCCCGUGUUGGAGGCCCACAGCAGGAGAGUGAGCUCACCCAUGGACGAGGUGCUGGCCUCCCUCAAGAGAGGCAGCUUCCAUUUGAGGAAGGUAGAGCAGCGCCCCCUGCCUCCAGCCAAGGGCGAUGACGACCCCAACAGCAUCCUGGCCCAGAUUCGCCGAGGCGUCAAGCUGAGGCGUGUGCCCCAGAAAAAGGGAAAGGAGGGAGAGCUCCCGCCCUCCACCGACCCUCUGACCAGGAGCAUCCAUGAGGCACUUCGACGUAUCAAAGAGGCCUCGCCGGAGUCCGACUCAGAUGACGACGGGCUGACCUGCCCAGACUGGGAGAGCUAGGGUUCCAGGCUCCCAAACAGCAAAUAACACACACUCACAGAUGCCUGCACCCUAUGGCACUGCACACAUUGUACUGUCCUAUGUACACACACACACACACACACAUAAAUGCACACAUGCACAUACACUCUCUCACUCACACUGACAAGCGCGCACAGCCCAGUCACAUGUACCCAAUGACUAUGCCAGGGCCUGAGUCAUACCGAAUCUUGUCACAAACUCACCAAAUGUUCCAACUGUCUAUGGUCAACCUGUUCAUUUGUUUUUCCACACUACAUUCACCAUGGUGAAGGACAUUGUUAGUGUUUAUUUCUACUGUACGUAACUGUGCUUUUAUGUCUAUAAUUAGACGAUAAUCAUACCAUUAUGAUCUUGAGUUUAUGAAAUCAAUUGUACUGUUUAAAAGCUCUACAUUGGCCCUGUGGGGCCGCAAUGACAUUCACAGACUAACAGCACACACACAUUUUACACCAACAUACUGCACUGAGUUAUUUGUGAAACUGAAUGCCUCAUACAAACGACUGCAGGUUUGUAAGGUGUGUUAGGUUCUCCCUUCAUUCUAAAAGGCAGUCCAAGAUUGAGAAACUAAUAUAUGAAAUGGGUGUGGUAUGUAAUUUGGUCUUAUUUCGGAAGUUGGAAAAAUGUAGGUUCCACCGAGAUUUGAACUCGGAUCGCUGGAUUCAGAGUCCAGAGUGCUAACCAUUACACCAUGGAACCCCGUGUCAGCUGGGGCAGCACAAUGUCAGUUUUACUCCUAACUAAGCAGUCUGACCUCAGGCUAUGCAAGGUUACAUAGCUGGUUUCCUCUUGCCACAUGUGGGUGUGGUGCUGGGGGAGAGUGUUGGGGGGUGGGUGCUGCUUUUCUAAUCUGACAAAUGAUAAAUCCUCCAGUGUAUGUCAAACCGGAUACUUGCCCUUCCCCCCUCCUGUCCUCUCCCUCAGCAAGCCUGUCACUGCUCCCAACCCCACCCCACAAUCACUCUCCCCUCCUCCCUUGCUCCCUCCCUCUGAAUGAGUGAAUAUGGAUUGGCUCAUUUCAUCUGUCUGAUUGCAGCAUAUGGCCAGGCUAGUGGGAGACAUGGAGAGUCACAGUGGGUUUAUCAUGUGGUGCCCUAAAUCUAACCAGAUCUCUGAACUGGAGCCGGUCAGCUAGAGGAGGAGAGGCUCAUGUGCGGAGCUACAGGGUUUGUUGAUGUUUUGUUAGCAAGGCAGGAGGGAGGAGAAAGCUGGUCACAUGUUUGUGUUGGUGAUUCCCGACGUUUGCAUGUGGUAUUGUCAUGUUAGAGCCGUGGUAGCAGUCACGCCUGUGUAAAUGAAGGCUGGUACGAGGGAGGCGAGAUUCUCUCAGGCCUGCAGGGACUGGCUGUGGGCUGUGGAGUAGGAGGUCCUGAUUGAUGCAGUUUCUUCUGCCUUUCUUUCUCUCCCCUCAGUGGGCAGAAGCACACAGUAGGAGGCCUGUUACUCACAACACUGGGAUAGCAAGCAUUCACGCACACACAUACACACACACACUCAUACUCAUAUACACUUGUCAUGUGAAAGUGAGUCCACACACUCCACCUUUUUAGCACUUUCAUGACGCACAAUACCCACAGUGUCAAAUUACAUGAUCUGUACAAAACUUUUUUGUUGUUUGUAUUUAUCACUGGUGAGGCAUUGUGUCUGUGAUAAUAGACAAAUAUGUUUAAGGGCACUGAGCAACAUAUAGAAUUGGACCUGAUAAAUUGUGACAGGAAUCUGUUUACACAGGAUGAAAUGAAACAGCAGGAGGCUGAUCACCACAGAAAUUCACACAAAUAUUCUUGUAUACAUGACGCAGAAAUAUGUGGAUUCAUAAACUGAGCUCUGAAAUUGAAAUAGCCAGAGCACACACUAUCAAACAACGAUGCAAUUAUUUGUGCUUUUUUCCACUUGUGUGUGUUCAGAUCCUGUUGCAAAACAAUGUUCAUUCACUGAUCUGAUUUAUCAUGAAGGAGACACUACAGUUGGAAGAGCAGGCAUGCAAAUAUAUGGCACACUGUACAGCUUGAACAUAGCUCAAUGUUAAAUAAAGUUUUUAAUAUCAUUUUCCUGGCAGAGCAAAUCUGAGGCACUUUUACAUAUUCUGGACUUGAACUCAACAUUGUGUGUCUCAGCCACUGGCAUUGUCAACACAAUGUUCUUCCAUGGUACCUUUGCCAUGUAGCACAAUCCAACCCUGACCUGACUCUAACUUGAACCAAACCAAGACCUUACUUGACUUGAUGCCACUGUAGUUGACCAUGGCAGAGUUUCCCCACAGCAUCUUAGUGCUGAGGUUUGCUUCAUUGAACAAUGACCAAAAUGUCCUCAGUAGUAAGACUGUUUCAGGAAGCUGGGCUCGGAGCAACAUGACAUCUUUGCCAUGAGCCAACCAUCACCUGACUGACGUUAGCAGCACACAAUCGUGUUUUACAUUGACCCUCAUCUAUAUAAUUAUCCGAAUGCAGCUUUUCAGCAAACUACUAUUUUGUGUUACAUUUCUUCACUUCAUUUGUAUCCUCUUUUUUCCAAAGUAUUUCCAGCCAAAACCUUUUGUGAUGUGUUUGCUUCUGAACAUUUGCUAUGUAGACCUGUUAGCCACACAGGCUGACUAUAUGACCCUCUGUCUGAAUAAGCCGGUCAGUCACUAGAAAAGUGCAGUAACACAGAUUGAUAAACAAAGCAAAAAGGAAAACAAAAAAAAAAACUACAUAAUCGGUGAUGAAUUCAGCUUGAUUACCUAAAACUAUGGACUUAUUAAACAUUGCAAUUGUUUUUACAUGUAGUGUAUAGAGAUACUAUUCCAAGAAUACCUUUUGCCUUUACUCCUGCCAUUUUCAUUUAUUCAUUUUCACCAUUUUCAGUUGUUUUUUUAAUUUACAACUUUGCCCCUGCAAUUGAAUAAAACCUUGUGAACCAAAUUCAUUAGUCGUUUGUUUCAUGUGUGUUGAUUUGAAAACAGAAAAAAAAACA